This is a messenger RNA of Protopolystoma xenopodis, 222 nucleotides long. The record is from the annotation of a GenBank genome assembly. NCBI's taxonomy places the organism in Eukaryota, Metazoa, Platyhelminthes, Monogenea, Polystomatidea, Polystomatidae.
AUGCUUUUCAUUGCUAAUAGCGAAGAAGACGCCAAAUUCUACGCAAGUCAGGUGGUUUUGGCCUUUGAGUAUCUACAUUGCUUUGAACUGAUAUAUCGAGACCUCAAACCGGAAAACCUACUCAUCGAGUCUAAUGGCUACCUCAAGGUUGGUCGAGUUGUUGACUCACUGUUUUUUCUUUGUCAAGUAUUACGCUGUAAAAAUGAUUACUUCGCAUAUUAG